AUGUCUUCCUCCUCAUCAAGCCACGAGGACGAGCGACGUGCUGAAGAAUUUUCCAAUCUUGUACAACAAUUUAACCAAAUUAUUCAGGAUAUUGGUGAUCCAGAAGAGCAACCUCGUCGUCGCCGACGAGGAGCGCGGAAGAAGGCUUUCAUUCGUCGGGACCGUGAAGCCGGCGCUGUACGUUUGCACGCGGAUUACUUUGAUGAAAAUCCGGUCUACCCCGACAACAUCUUUCGCCGCCGUUUUCGGAUGCGUCGGGCGUUGUUUUUGCGCAUCGUUAAUGCCGUCGCCUCCGAUCCAUACUUCCAACAACGCACGGAUGCAACUGGAAGGCCCGGCUUCACGCCAUUGCAAAAAUGCACUGUCGCUGUUCGUAUGCUAGCUAACGGUGGGGCAGCGGACCAAUACGACGAGUAUCUCCGGAUUGCAGAGUCCACAUCGUUGGAGUGCUUGCGGAGAUUCAGUCAUGCCAUUAUUCAACUCUUCGGCGCGGAGUAUUUGAGGAGGCGACAUCAACGUGCUCAACAACUCGACGUUGUUCAACGAUCGACUGCAAGGAAUGGGGGUGCCGGUCACAUAUGA
This is a messenger RNA of Salvia miltiorrhiza (redroot sage), 582 nucleotides long. RefSeq lists its product as uncharacterized. Bases 1 to 582 code for a protein of 193 amino acids. NCBI's taxonomy places the organism in Eukaryota, Viridiplantae, Streptophyta, Magnoliopsida, Lamiales, Lamiaceae. The record is from RefSeq and is a predicted model, not a curated record. The transcript has a single exon.